Symbiodinium sp. CCMP2456 is the source of this 464-nucleotide messenger RNA. Lineage: Eukaryota; Dinophyceae; Suessiales; Symbiodiniaceae. The record is from the annotation of a GenBank genome assembly.
AUGGCGCUGCGAGCGACCGCGCCAGCCUUUCUACCGGGCCACCCGUGGCGUGGCAGCUGGAAGACGAGAAGCGCUGCCAAGCUCGAGUGCUGGAGCCUGUGCAAAGCCAUCCAGAUCCUCACUGAAGCAGGCGUCAAUGCUGCUGAGGAUUCACGGCUCCUGCGGAUGGUGCAAGGGUGCGUGGUGACGGCACACCGAAGGCUGAGGUCGAAGCUUCCGGAGCUCCACCGCGAACCACCGCAGAAACAGGAGGUGGCGACCCCGAAGGCGACGCCUGUUGUGGAGGCGACCCCGAAGGAACUCGAGCUCGAACCGCCGUGGAAGGCGACAGCUUCCAAAGAGCUAGCCGCAGCUUUGAAAGCCGAGGACGUCAGCGCCAUCGAGCGCGUCCUGGCUUCUUGCGGGUCCGUCUUGAACGAGGUGCAGAAGAACAGGGCUCGGCAGAAGCUGGCUCUGUUGGCCAA